Drosophila grimshawi is the source of this 5897-nucleotide messenger RNA. It is a transcript of the gene wge, whose product is annotated as protein winged eye. NCBI's taxonomy places the organism in Eukaryota, Metazoa, Arthropoda, Insecta, Diptera, Drosophilidae. The record is from RefSeq and is a predicted model, not a curated record. Bases 724 to 5814 code for a protein of 1696 amino acids. Gene Ontology annotation, molecular function: chromatin binding. The transcript has 11 exons.
GUCUCCCGUGGACUUUUUUCCAGGGAUUACUAAUUCGCGAAAAAACGCGCGGUUUACUGCUUGCUAUUUUGAUAGGCGGAACGCAUUGCAAAAUUCUUUGGUGUGCUACACAAACGCUCGAAACGCUUCGAGUUAGUGGGGAUCGGUCGUCUUCACUUCACACACCUUCGUCGCCGCUGCCGCCGCCACUGUGAACCUAGCACAGGUCCAGUUUGUACAAACAUAUAUACAUAUAUGUAUAUAUCUAUAUAUAUAUUGAUAGAUAUUGCAAGUUGCAUACGUAUGUGGCGCGUGGAUUAUGUCAUUUACUUAUAAUAUAAAGCAUCAAAUUGUCCGACAAUAUGCUAACAAAUUGCCCGCUGAGUGUUGCACCAAAGAGUGAGGAAUAAUAAACACGUAAAAAUGUAGACUCUGCGUAUGCGUGUGUGCGUGUGUGAGUGUGUGUGCCGCAGCAGCAGCAGCAGCAGAUAAUGGAUGUUUAGUAGUGGCUGUGUAAAUAUAUAUGUAUAUAUUUAUAUAUAUAUCGAUACAUGUGCAUGUAUGUGAAGCAUCUGCGCCACAACCAGUCGCCAGACGCCAGUCUCGUCGUCGUCGUCCCUGGGGGCCAUUGCGAUGUCCGAUGGCAUCAGCAUUAGCUCAAGCCCAGUAGCAGCUAUAUAGUAAAGUGUUUAUAUACCACACCAUACAACGUCCCAUAACAACAACAAUAACAAACAACAACAAAUGGCAACAUUCAAUGUAACAAAUGCAACAAGCAACAGCAGCGCAGAUGUAUUGAGUUCCUCAGCAUUUCUAGUGCCCUCCACAACGACAACGACAACAGCGGCAACAUUGGGCUCAAUAGCGGCACAUCCGUUGCAUCUGGAACCGUUUGCUGCAAUGCCAGCCCAUACGCAAUAUAUGAACGCUGCUGCUGCUGCUGCUGGAGCCGGUGGUCCGUUGCCUCUGUCGUUGCCUUUGCCGCUGCAGCAUCAUCAGCAGCAGCAUCAUCAUCACCACCAACAGACCAACUCGUCCUCGUAUACGUUUGUGCAGAUCAAGCGCGAGCCAUGUCAAGUCUCUGAGAUUAGUUCCAACAAUUGCCAUCAGCAGCAGCAGCAGCAUCAGCAUCAGCAGCAACAACACCACCAGCAGCAGCACCAUCAUCUGCAGACAGCGUCCACCUCACUUGGCAUGGGCAGCGUUACCUCGUCAUCGGUAACGGCAUCGGCCACCUCGAAGACCAUGUCUGCAUCGACGCUCACCACGCUGGUCAAAAUUGAAGCCGCCUCGCCCAAGGUGUCCGAUCUAGAAAAGUCCACCUCCAGCACAAUCAACUCGGUGCCAAUUGGCAUUGCCGUCGCCCGCAAACGUCCACAGGAAGCCAGCAGCGCAACGCUGAGCGGUGGAUCGGCUUUGCCGCUGCAGCAACCGCUCAACAAGGAUUUGAACUGUUUCGGCAUACGAGUCGCCGAUUUGGGCGCCACCAGUUGCGGCAAUCUAUAUUUCACUGGAAACGGUGAUCUGAUGACAACGGGCACAGCCACCGCCGAGGAACUGGCACUGAGCGCCGCUGGCGUCAACCGGGCGCCAUCCACCUUCUGGCAAUAUCCAAAUGCAUUGCCCAUUGAUUCAGUGAUUUCCAUGUCACCUGCCACGGUGGGCUUACAAUACUCACGCGAGGCCAGCCGCGGCCAGGUGGUGCUGCUGCCAGCCGCUCCAGCAGCGCUUGCAGGCAUAUCAAAUUUUCCCCUCUUAACGCCCACAGAUCCGUUCCAGCAGGCAGCAGCGGCCUUUGUGUGGCCCUCGGCCUAUAUACCACAGGCAACGGCCGGUGGUGGGGCAGCUGCCGCCGCUGCCGCUGCACUGCAACCAUCGCCCAACUUUAUCUUCCCCUCGAUGGGCGCCCACUCUACGUUGGGCGCAACGCCUUCAUAUGCCUCAACGUUGCAGUUGUAUUUGGCUGCAGCGGGCAGCUCAACGCUGUGUCAGCAUAGCAAUCAGCAGAGCAGUAGCACCACCACAACCAAUUCCACCAUUAAUCUGAGUCUGGCUGCUGCCGCCGCCGGUGUAACGAACAGCAGCAGCAGCAGUAGCCUCAGCAGCCUUAGCUCCUCCACUAGCAGCUCGCGAUUUCUUAGCCUUACCGCACAGCCACCGGCGUUGGCGCCCAAACCGUUGUCCAUGAGCUCAUUGCUGCUGCCGCCGUCAGCACUGAAGCUGGAGGAGUAUCCAGUAGCUGCGCAGCCGUUACCAAUGCCCGAAGUGACGCGCGAUAACGAGCAACAGGCGCUCAAUCUGAUGCGUCUGCCGACGCCGCCAACAUCGGCGACCAUUGAACCGAUGGCCACGCCACUGUCGCAUCAGAUUCUCUUUCAGUCGGCGCCAACUACGUCCACUCCGGCGCUACUAAAUUUGUCUAUGCAUGGAACGGGUGGUGGUGCUGGAAUUGUUGCCGACACCACACCCAACGGCUGUGACGAGGCAGCACUAAAUUUUAAGUUGCAUGCACCAUUAACGCCACAAACGCCGCCACGUGUAGGCCCAGCGAUGUUGUUGCCACAGAUGCAGGACGUCAAUAUACAGACGGACACGCCCGUAUGCAGCGAAGAUGAGAACUCUUCGUGCCCGCUGAAAGCAGCACAGGAAGCAAACGAAUCACAGAUGCCUCUAGAGCUGACCCAAAAACCCAGUGAAUCCAAUGCCAAUCAACCAAUCGAGUGCCAUACCCAAACGAAUCCCAGUGACAUUAACAAUGUCAGUGCCAGCGAGCAGAUCGAGGCGCCCAUCGAAAACCAAGGACCAAGUCAACAGCAGACGGCGCCCGAGGAUCUAACCGGAUUGUUGCUGCUCUCUAACAUCAGCACAAAUAGCACGCCGCUGUUGCGUGUCAAACAGGAGCCCGUGGAACACAGUGAGGCGGUGCCAGCGAUGUUGCCGGUGCCGAUAGUGGAGCCAGCGCCGCUGCAGCCCUUGAUGGAGGUGGACAGAACACAAUCGGAGCCGCUGGGAGGCCUAAAUCUACUCUGCGCUUUGGCCGAGCAACGCAUACAGGAGGAGGUGGUGCAGGGCAGCAGUCUGUUUGCCACGCCCACAUCGCGAACACCCUCGCCACGACCAGUGACACCGCCCAUCAUCGAGACGGACAGUUCGUAUAGCUGUGUGCCACCGACUUCAUCAGCGACGGCUUUCUGUCCGCUGCAGCAGAUGACACUUGGCUCAUCAACGUUUCCCUCAAUGCAGGGCAUUGAGCUGCCAACCACGUCCAGCGCUGCGGCAUCCGCCGGCGAACUAACGCCCGCCAAGCGCAAGAAGCACAAACAUUCCAAGUCGAAUUCUGUGUCCGGUGACAGUCGCAAGUCCUCGCGCUGCAGCAAGAAGAGCAAAAAGAAGCGUCGACACAGCAUCAGUCGACAGCAGCAGCAGCAGCAACAGCAACAGCAGCAGCAGCAGCAACAACAGCAGAUACUGUUUAUUGAAGAGGAUGCGGAACUGCAGGGCGAGGAGAUGCAAUCUGAGCUGCGCAGCGCUCUGCACACCAUUGAUCCCAGUUACGCACAACAGAUUGGUCAGCAGGUGUUCAGCAUGAUGGAUAGCAAUAUGCGUUCGCGUCUGGUCGAGAUUACGCGACAAUAUCGCAAAAAGAAGCGCAAGCUCGAUGAGAUAUCCAAGCACAAGAAAAAGAAGAAGUGCUCCAAGCAGCAGCAGCAGCAACAGCAACAACAACAACCGCUUCAGCCUCUCCAGCAGCAACUACAUCAGCCGCAGCUGAUGCUGUCUAGCGUCCUGGGGACUGCUUCACCGAUGCGCGAAUACAAAUUCCCGCAGUUCUCGAGCGGCAAUCUGCAGGCGUCUACUUUUACGCGUUUUCCGGAGAAGACGCACUCGUUUCCACCGCCACCACCGCUGUUGCAGCAGCCACAAACGGAGCCCAGUACCUUGCCGAGCAGCAGUUCGCCGAGUACAUCGUCGUUUGUGCGUCUGGAGCCCAGUGCUCUAGAUGCUGCUAUUGCUGCAGCUCCAAUUACCUCGUCGAGUUCUUCCAGCUCCUCACACAAACAUUCGCAUACCGGCAGCACAAGAUCGGCGGCGCGCAAGGAGCGCAAGCUGAAAGCGAGUACCGCCGACGCACAGUUGGCGACGGAAGCAAAGCGGCGACUCAGCGCCGCCGAUGUUGAACUUCAGCUGACCAGCGAACAUUUGUAUCGCGACGAGACGCGCGUGUUGACCGACAUGGGCGGCCUGUUCUAUGCGGGCGUCAUGAAGCCGCUGCGUCCGCCAGAUGUUUAUGCCAUUACACUCGAUGGCGAGCGUGGCAAUAAGUCGCAUGUUAUGUCACGUGAGGAUAUACUUAAGGAUACGAUACUCGAGGUGGCACCCAAGAGCGUGGACAGUGUGCCAGUUGGUACCCGCUUGUGCGCCUACUGGAGUCAGCAGUAUCGUUGCCUGUAUCCAGGGCGUGCCAUCGAGUCGGAGCCUGUCGAGGAUGCAACUUCGGCAGUAGCGUCAGCAGUGCCAACGACACAACAGGACUUUGUCAGCGUGGAGUUUGACGACGGCGAUAGCGGCAGGAUCCGCUUGAAAAACAUCCGCUUACUACUCAGCCAUUAUCCCAUUGCAGAGUACAACGAUAAUCCCCUUUACUCUGUAGGCAAACAGAAGCGUGGAGCGCUUCGUAGUGGCGACAGUGGCGGCUCAACAACAGCAGCCACAAUGGAGCAUGCGGGCGCGCCGAGUGGAGAAGAAUCGCACAGUCAACAUGGGCUCAGCAUGACUAGCGACAACACAACCUCACUGGCUGCUACCAUGGAACUGUUCACGCAGCGCAGUGAGAAGAAGCGCCUCAAAAAGAGCCUGAAGAAGUUGACGAAAGCUCAAAAUGGUAUUGGCCAGUCUGCGGAAUCAAAUGGCUAUCAGAAUGGCGGUGGCGAGUUGGCUGCGGCUGGGGAUGGCGGCUCCACCCUUGAUGACGGCAGCCGCAAGCAUCAUAAGCACAAGAAGCGUAAGAAGCAUAAGAAACACCAUCGCAAGAAUGCCAACGAAGAUGCUGAGCCGGCUCAGGAGCAGGAACUGCAUCCGGAAACUAUACCAGCAGCAGCAGACGAGUCCGCAAUUGCUGCGCCGGCAGCGGAUCGCGUUAAGGUAGAGGUUAAAGUAAAGGCGGAGCAGCUGGACAUGGAGGAAGAGACUACGUCCAACCUAAUGUCAGAGGUAUCCGAUGAGGUCAAGGGCGACGAUCUGGUUGAGCACAACAACUCCAAAGGCAGCAGCAAAAUUGCAGCUUUCCUGCCAGAGCGGCAGUUAUGGGGUUGGUUUGGCACAGCCUACCGCAAGGCGGGCGUCAAGGGACGAGCCAGAAAGCAAUUCUACAAAACAAUCAAAAGGGGCAAAGAGACUAUAACGGUCGGGGACUGUGCAGUAUUUUUAUCCACGGGUAGACCGGAUCGCCCCUAUAUUGGGCGUAUCGAGUCCAUGUGGGAGACCACCGCUGGCAAUAGAGUGGUGCGCGUGGCAUGGUUCUAUCAUCCGGAGGAAACCACGGGCUGUCCAAAAUUGAAAUAUCCGGGUGCUCUAUUUGAAUCGCCACAUGAGGAUGAGAACGAUGUGCAGACAAUUUCGCAUCGGUGCGAGGUGCUUCAACUUGUUAACUACCAAGACAAGUUUGGCACCGAUUCGAAGCAAUAUCAAACCAUAUAUGAUAACAAUGAUACAUAUUAUUUAGCCGGGCACUAUAACCCAAGGUUGCAAGUGCUGAAACUACAAGACGAUAUUCCAACUCUCGAAGAGCUGCAGGAUACUACUACUACUACAACUACUACUACUACAGAGAAUUAAGCAAAGCGUGGUUAGGCUUAAACAUAGACAUAGCCGAAGUGCAUAAAAAAUCUAUAUAAAUAUAUAUAUAUAUAUAUAUAUAU